AUGGUUUGCUGUGUCUUUGGCUGUACAAAUUCGCACACAACCAGCGCUUGUGAAUUUUACAAAUUUCCUAAACAUAAGCACAAAGAAGAUCAAAAGAAACUGUGGAUUGCUGCUGUACAGCGGAACCACCCCGAUGGAUCAAACUGGAUAUUAAAACCAAGUCAUGUUAUCUGCAGCCAGCAUUUUAUUGGAAAUAGGAAGUCAGAUUCUGUUUUAAGCCCUAGCUAUGUUCCUACUGUAUUUUCUUUGAAACAUCGCAACAAAAUUGAUGAAAAACAAGCUUUAAGCAGACAUGCUCGUUUUAUGAAACGCAGAAUGGCUGAUCAAUCAAAUGAAUUGAAUGUGGAAAAACCUCGCAGACAAUUAAAGCAACAAAAAGAACGUAUCAAUGGUUAUGAAAAUGGAAAUCAACAAAAUGAAAUUAUCAAUUAUGGAGAAAAUAGUGCAUUUGAUCGAAGUGUUAUUGUAGGAAAAGAAAAUGUGGACCAAGAAUGUCAAGUAGAAAUACUUCAUUUAAAUGAUUUUAAUACAUCGAAUUCUUUUACUUGUGUUAAAUAUAUUUAUAGCGAUAAGAAUUACUGUGACGCUGAAAUUCAAACAGAUUUAACAUCUUUGAAUACUAUUGAAAUUGUAGGGAAAAAAGUAAAAUAUCAAUGUGUAGGCACACCUUCAAAAAGUGCUUGUGAUGAAGAAGUAUCUUGUAAUUUGGAGAAGGAAAAUAGAAAGUUUUGUGGUUAUGAAUCAAUUAUUAAUGAAAAGCAACUAAAACAGACUGCAGGAGUGACAAAGGAAAAUUUUGAAUUUUUGUUGAAAAGGGCUAAAUCAGCUGUAAAUGAAAACAGAUGUACUGUGUCGCUAAAAAAUAGAUUGUUCAUUUUUUUAAUUUUGAUGAAAACAGGUUUAACAUUUUCUACACUGAGUGUAUUUUUUGCUGUAAAUGAGACAACCAUUUCAAAAAUAUUUUAUUCAAUGCUGCAUCAUUUAGCUGCAGUUACAGCAAAUUUAGUGUUUUGGCCUGACAAAUAUGUAGUGCAAAGAACAAUGCCAGAUUGUUUCAAGCCAGAGUAUGCAAACACUCGAGUUAUAAUAGAUUGCACGGAGUUUAAAAUUGAAAUACCUAGUGGUGUAAAUAAUAAAGUCUUCACUUAUUCUCAUUAUAAAAAAGGAUUUACAGCAAAAGUUCUCAUUGGAAUUGCUCCAUGUGGGUGGAUUAGUUUCAAAUCUAAAGUAGCCGGAGGAAGAAAAACAGAUUCUAACAUAACAAUAGAAUCAAAGUGUGUAGAUUUACUUGAGGAUGGAGAUGAAGUUUUAGCAGAUAAAGGAUUUCCAGAAAUUAAAGCAAAAAUUGAUGCAUCAGGCAAAAAAGUAUUGUUUGUUAUGCCACCGUUCUUAGAGAAAAAAAAUGAGUUCAGUGAAAAAGAAACAAGUUUAACAUACAGCGUAGCAAGAGUUCGUAUCCACGUCGAAAGAAUUAUGCAACGGUUGAGAACAUACAAAAUUUUACAAUUUAUACCGGAGCAUUUGUUUUCAAGUAUCGAUGAUCUACUCCAAAUGUGCUGUGUAUUAGUAAAUCUUCAGACUCCAAUAAUUGCAGGAAUAAAUAUUGAAUAA
This is a messenger RNA of Diprion similis, 1611 nucleotides long. RefSeq lists its product as uncharacterized. The record is from RefSeq and is a predicted model, not a curated record. Bases 1 to 1611 code for a protein of 536 amino acids. The transcript is spliced from 3 exons. NCBI's taxonomy places the organism in Eukaryota, Metazoa, Arthropoda, Insecta, Hymenoptera, Diprionidae.